This is a messenger RNA of Octodon degus (degu), 1582 nucleotides long. It is a transcript of the gene Surf2, whose product is annotated as surfeit 2. The record is from RefSeq and is a predicted model, not a curated record. The annotation marks the transcript as partial. Lineage: Eukaryota; Metazoa; Chordata; Mammalia; Rodentia; Octodontidae. The transcript is spliced from 6 exons.
GUGCAGGCCUUCCUGAGCCAGCACCCGAGCCUGCGCCUGCUCCCUGGCGCCAACAGGGUGCGCUGCUCCCUGACGGGCCACGAGCUGCCCUGCCGCCUGCCCGAGCUGCAGCUCUACACUCGCGGCAAGAAGUUCCAGCGGCUGGCGCGCGCCUCCCCGGCCUUCGACUACGCCGAGUUCGAGCCACACAUCGUGCCCAGCACCAAGCACCCGCACCAGUUGUUCUGCAAACUCACCCUGCGGCACAUCAACAAGUCCCCAGAGCACGUGCUGAGGCACACUCAGGGACGGCGGUACCAGAAAGCCCUGCAGAGAUAUGAGGAGUGUCGGAAGCAAGGGAUGGAGUUCGUUCCUGCCUGUCUGCUGCACAAGCGGAGGAGGAGGGAAGACCAGAGGGACUUGGACAGGCCGCUGGGCCCGAGAGACGCCUUCUGGCAGCCAGAAUCCAGUGACGAGGAGGCAGCCUCCAGUGACGACAGCAUGACAGACCUGUACCCACCCGAGCUGUUCACCAAAAAGGACGCAGGACCUGAGAGCGGGGGUGACACCAGUGACUUUCUGACAGACCAGGAGGACGAGGCAAGGUCUCCAGGAGGGCAGAGCCCCAAGGACAGGAAGAUACAAGUGGCCAGCGAAAAGAUCUGCAAGCGCAAGAAGGGGCAGCGGGGCUCGCUGGCCAAGAAGCUCAAGAGCCGGCACUGCAGGCCUGCCAGCUUGGGCUCCUUCCAGCAGGCGGGUUAGAAGGCGUGUGUCUGAAGUUUGUUGUCCUGAGGCAGCACAGGGUGGCCUGCUCUGCACCCUGGGAGCAGCAGAUGGAGAGGAGGCGCCCUUGGUCCCCAGGGCUUGAGCAAGGCCCAGCCAAGCAGCUGGCCGCAGCACCCCAGGCUGGACACCCAGUGGGAUCAUGCUGCAUACACAAAUGUCAUUAUUUAUUUUGAUGUUUAAAAAAAAAAACGUUUUCAAACACAACUAAGAUAUAAAAUACAGCAUAAAAAUGAGAUUUGUACCUAUUCCCACAUAAAGCAAAAAGCAUUUUUAGAAACUUCUGCCAAAACCAAUGGAUAGAUCCAGCCCCCAGGUCCAGACAAAGCCAGCCUUGCAGCUGCAUUCGGCACCAGGGCAGCCGCCUGCAACCCAACCCCCAGGCCCCCAAGAAACUGCUGGCUCAGCGUUGGCACAUGGGAGUGUCACCACAUUUGCGGGGCGGCGGCAGAGGUGCCCUGCGUGUCCAAGAACCACGAGGGAUGGGCCUGUGGCCCGAUGCCACUGCGGGAUCUGGCGCUUGGGAGGGUUUGUGCCAAUCAGAAGGAAAUAUCGAGGGACAAGUAUCAACUACUGCAGGGGCCACGACUGUCCCCUCAGGGCGACUAGCCCAGGGUUGGCCCAUGGUGGCCCUGGGGAGGUACCAUGGCUGCAAACACAAACAUGGGGUUAGCAGCCACAGUCCCCCAGCGCUGUGGGUCUGGUUGGUCUCCCAAGAGGCCUGGGAAGUCCUUCAGAGAGGCCCCCACCAUGCUGGCACCUGUUACCAUGCAGAUGGGCAGAGCCAUGGCAUCAGACCCUCCCCCUAAAAAGAGGACAC